Ananas comosus (pineapple) is the source of this 3268-nucleotide messenger RNA. RefSeq names its product FT-interacting protein 1-like. The transcript has 2 exons. The record is from RefSeq and is a predicted model, not a curated record. Lineage: Eukaryota; Viridiplantae; Streptophyta; Magnoliopsida; Poales; Bromeliaceae. Bases 16 to 2979 code for a protein of 987 amino acids.
GCCUCCACUACAAGAAUGAGCAGCAAUCUCACACUGGGGGUCGAAGUCGUCAGCGCCCGCGAACUUGCCCCGCCCCGAGACGGCGACGGCACCGCCAACGCCUUCGCGGAGCUCCACUUCGACUCCCAGCAGUCCCGCACCACCGUAAAGGACCGCGACCUGAGCCCGGUCUGGAACGAGGCCUUUCGCUUCCGCGUCUCCUCCGACCCCUCGUCCCUCCCCGAGCUCCGCCUCGACGCCCUCGUCUUCCACCUCAACCGGUCCACCGGCUCCAGGUCCCUCCUCGGCAAGGCCUGCAUCUCCAGCACCUCCUUCGUUUCCUUCGCCGACGCCGCCACUCUUUACUACCCCUUGGAGAAGCGCUCCCUCUUCUCCCGCGCCCGGGGGGAGCUCGGCCUCAAAGUGUACUUAACUAACUCUUCAAUCCCAGCCGUUGAUCCUCUGAUCCAGCCCGGCGCUGCUUUUAAUCAGGACCCUCCAUCACUUGCGGACAAAACAGAGACCGUUGCUCGUAAUAACAGCUUCCUCCACCUCUCCAGAGAGCAAGUGGCGGCGGAACCGGCGUUGACGUUUGCGGUGAAAGAGAUGAAGCCGGAGCCGCUCCGCGCCGUGUCGGUGCCGGCGUUCCCGUCGGCUUCGUUCCGGCAGCCGUUCGACUUCCAGCUGAAGGAAACCAACCCUCCGCUCGGCGCCGGCCGCGCCUUCGGGGGGCGGGUCUUCCCCGGCGGCCGGACGGCCGGGACCUACGACCUCGUGGAGCGGAUGCACUACCUCUUCGUCCGCGUCGUGAAGGGCCGGGAGCUCCCCCCGCGCGACGUCGCGGGGAGCAUCGACCCGUUCGUGGAGGUGCGGCUCGGGAACUACCGGGGGACGACGAAGCACUUCGAGAAGAAGCACAACCCGGAGUGGGACGAGGUGUUCGCGUUCUCGCGGGAGAGCGUGCAGUCGUCGCUGGUGGAGGUGGUGCUCAAGGAUAAGUCGCUCGCGAAGGACGGCGUCGUGGGCCGGGUGCACUUCGACCUGAACGAGGUGCCGAUGCGCGUCCCGCCGGACAGCCCGCUGGCUCCGGAGUGGUACCGGCUGGAGAACGUCAGGGGGGAGAGGAUCAAGGGCGAGCUGAUGCUGGCGGUGUGGAUCGGGACGCAGGCCGACGAGUGCUUCCCGAACGCGCUGCACGCCGACUCCGCUCCGGUCGAUCCGAUCCUCGCGAGCGUCCACAUCCGGGGGAAGGUCUACCACGCGCCGCGGCUGUGGUACGUCCGGGUGCACGUCGUGGAGGCGCAGGACGUGUUCCUGUCGGACCGCAGCCGGGUGGGCGAGGUGUUCGUCCGGGCGAAGCUGGGGAGCCAGGUGCUGAAGACGCGGGUGGCGCCGUGCCGGACGCCGCCGUACUACCGGUGGGACGAGGAUCACCUGUUCGUGGCGGCGGAGCCCUUCGAGGAGGAGCUGAUCCUGUCGGUGGAGGACCGCGUGGGGCCGAACAAGGAGGAGGUGAUCGGCCACUGCCGCGUGCCGCUGGCGCAGCUGGAGCGGCGGUUCGACGAGCGGGAGGUCGCGUCGAGGUGGUUCGGCCUGCAGAGGCACGGCGGCGGCGCGGAGGCGAUCAAGGAGGAGAAGUUCUCCAGCAAGCUCCACCUCCGGCUCUGCCUCGAGGGCGGCUACCACGUGCUGAGCGAGUCGACGCACUACAGCAGCGAUCUCCGCCCGACGGCGAAGCACCUGUGGAGGGAUCCGAUCGGGCUGCUCGAGCUGGGCGUCCUGAACGCCGACGGCCUCACCCCGAUGAGGACGCGGGACGGCAGGGGCACCUGCGACCCCUACUGCGUCGCCAAGUACGGCCAGAAGUGGGUCCGGACGCGCACCGUCGUCGACCGGCUCUCGCCGCGGUUCCACGAGCAGUACACGUGGGACGUCCACGACCACGCCACCGUCCUCACCGUCGGCGUCUUCGACAACUGCCAGCUCGAGAGGCGGCCGGCCGGCGCGGAGGCCGUCAGGGACGCGAUCGUCGGGAAGGUGCGGAUCCGGCUCUCGACCCUCGAGACCGGCCGCGUGUACACGCACUCCUACCCGCUCCUCGUCCUCCACAACUCCGGCGUCAAGAAGAUGGGCGAGCUCCACCUCGCGAUCCGCUUCUCCGCGACGUCCUUCUCCGACACGCUGUACGCGUACUCGCGCCCGCUGCUGCCGCGGAUGCACUACGUGCGCCCGCUGUCGAUGGUGCAGCAGGAGGUGCUGCGCCACCAGGCGGUGCAGAUCGUGGCGCUGCGGCUGAGCCGGAUGGAGCCGCCGCUCCGCCGGGAGGUGGUCGAGCACAUGUCGGACGCGCACGCGCACCUCUGGAGCAUGCGGCGGAGCAAGGCCAACUUCUUCCGGCUCAUGUCGGUCUUCUCCGGCGUGUUCGCGGUCGCCAAGUGGUUCGCCGACGUCUGCUGCUGGACGAAUCCGGUGACGACCGUUCUGGUGCACCUUCUGUUCGUCAUGCUGGUCUGCUUCCCGGAGCUCAUCCUCCCGACCUUCUUCCUCUACCUCUUCCUGAUCGGCCUGUGGAACUACCGCCGCCGGCCGCGCCACCCGCCGCACAUGAACACGCGGAUAUCGCACGCCGACGUCGCGCACCCGGACGAGCUCGACGAGGAGUUCGACACCUUCCCGACCAGCCGCAGCCCGGAGAUCGUGCGGAUGAGGUACGACCGGCUGCGGAGCGUGGCGGGGAGGAUACAGACGAUCGUGGGGGACGUCGCAACGCAGGGCGAGCGGUGCCAGGCGCUGGUCAGCUGGAGGGACCCGCGCGCGACCGCCGUGUUCCUGCUCUUCUGCCUCUGUGCUGCGCUGGUGCUCUACGUGACGCCGUUCCCCGUGGUGGCGCUGCUCCCCGGCUUCUACUGCAUGAGGCACCCGCGGUUCCGGAACCGGCUGCCGGCCGUGCCCAUGAACUUUUUCCGCCGAUUGCCGGCGAGGACCGACUGCUUACUAUGAUAAACGGAAUUGUUGUGUCUGUGUGUGUGGAUUUGGUGAUCAUACAGGUUUAAGUUGUAUUGUGUUGGGUGUUUGUUUGUGCUUUAACUUGUUUUUGGUUUUGGUGGUUGCUGUGCGUGGGGGCAUUUUGUUGUGCAGUUGUUGUAGUAUGGUGAUCGAUACACCAAACAGUAUGGGCUGUGUUUGGUGUUCUGAUCUCUACCAAAGCAUUUGAAAUUAUAUUUAUGUGACCGUGGUUUGCUUGCUACAUAAACAACAAUAGAGAAGCUGAUUUGCUAUCUAACGGGGU